CAUUACUACAGCAAUAUGCCUCCAUCAUCAGACCACAACUUUUUACAGAUCUCAUUCAAUCCAGAAAUAACACAAAAGUACACAAUGGAAUUAAUUUCUUAAGCAAGCAAGCAGCCAUGGCAGAAUCCAGAGAUUACGUUGGAGACUUCCUGACAGAAUUCAAGGAGCAGAUAAUUACAAGUGCGACUCGGGUCAGUGACAUUGCUGAGGCUGUUGUCUCCCAAAGUCUGAUACAUGAAGCAGCAGCUCAACAAGUGCAGGCUGCUCCAACCCAGCAGGAAGCAAUGCGGCUCCUAUUUGAGGCUUUGGAAAGAGAGCCACCCCUAAACAGAGUGUCCUUCCAUCUCAUACUGAGAAUGACAGAGCCUGAACUGAUUCAAGAACUAGAGUGGAGACAACGCAACAGCAAGCAAACGCAAACAGAGAGAAUCAGUCCACCCAGUUCUCCUAGAGAAAAAAGAAGACAGGAUGACAGAAAUGGACAUUCAAGUGACAUCCAGAAAAGAAAAGACUCUCUAAAAAGGCGUAGGCUUGAAACAAUGCGUGCCAUUGAGCAGAUCGAGAAACUCUGGGAAGGAACUCAGCAAGAAAGAACUGAGAUAGACAACAUGAGACAGCGGAUUCAGCGACAGCAAGAUGAGAUAGUCAGGAUGACCACAGAGAAAAGACAACUUGAAAGAACUAUUGCUCACAUGAAAGCUGAGAUGGACCACAUCUGUGAAAGAAUGGAUCGUAAUAAAGAAGAGGUAAAUAGAGAGAGGGAGAGGAUUGAACAAAUGAGAUCUGAUCUCCAAACUGAGCAAACCACACUGGAGCAAAAGCAUGAUGAAAUCUUGAGAGAGAGACAGAACUUGGAGAUGAUCAGAUAUGAGACUCUGAGACAGAAGGAGGAGCUGGAGAGCAACCGUGAAAGCACAAAGUAUGAGAUGGAACGGAUGGAACAAAUGAAAAGUGCCAUACAAGUUCAGAUCAAUGAGAUAGAGAUGAAGAUUGAAGAAACACAGAAAGCAAAGUGUCAGAUGGAGCAGAUGAAAGCUGAAAUAGAGGAGGAGAAAAGCGAGUUGGAGAGAAAAAAGUAUGACAUCAAGAGGCAAAGAGACCAAUUUGAGCAGAUUAAAGUUGACAUACAGCAAGUAAAGAUGGAAAUGGAGCAAAGGUGGCAUGAAACAGAGAAAGAAGGGUUGGAACAGAGAGCUAUAAUCCAAAGAGAGAAAGAUGAGCUGAAAUACCUGCAAGACGAGAUUCAAAGAACAAGAGAAGAGGUUGAAAGAAACAGAGAGCUUUCAAAACAAGAGAAUGAGAGAAUAAACCAGCUGAGAGCUCAAGCGCUUACAGAAAACAACCUCAUUGAAAAGAAAUGGCAAGAUAUCUUAAAAAAAGAAAAGGAUCUGGAAGAGAUGAAAUAUGAGAUUGAGAGAGGUCGAGAGGAGUUGGUGAUGAAUGGUGAGCUGGUCAAAAAGGAAUGGGAAAAGAUCGGACAGGCUAAAAUGGAAAUACAAAAUCACAUGAUAUCUUUGGACGCCAGAGUUGAGGAAAUAAAAAGAGAAACGGACAGGGUGAAAUAUAUGAAAAUAGAGAUGCAGAAGGCCAAAGAUAUUCUAGAAAAACAGAAGGAUGAUGUACGAAAAGCUAAAGAAGAUAUGGAGAAGAAGAGGUAUGAGAUAGUGACAGAAGAGCUAGAGCACAGAGCUCGACUGCAGAGGGAGAGAGAUGAUCUGGAGAGUUUAAGAGUAGAGAUACAAAGGGCUAACGAUAUGGAGAAAGCAAAGAUACUGAAGGAGAAGGAAGACAGUUUUAAGAUAAGAGAAGAAGCCAGACAAGAAAGAGAAAUUAUAGAAUUAAUCAAAACAGAGAUCAAGGCUGAAAAAGACAGCUUGAACCGAAGACAUGAGGAGAUGCUGAGGGAGAGACAAGAGUUAGAGAGAAUUAAACGUGAGACGGACAGAGCCAAAGAGGAGAUUGAGAACAGCCAAGAAGUCACAAUCCGGGAAAAUGAAAAAAUGGAAAAAAUGAAGACUGAAAUUCAGGGACAAAUUGAAGAUAUUGAGAAGAAAAUUGAGGAGAUCCAAAAAACAAAAGAACAAAUGGAGGAGACAAAGGCUGAGUUGGAUGAAGAGCGGGAGGAGCUGGAACGAAAGAGAGAAUUGGUGAGAAGAGAGACCGAACAAUGCGAGUUCCUCAGAAGUGAAAUCCUCAGGGUGAAGGAGGAAAUGGAGAACAGGUGGCAUGAAACAGAGAAAGAGGAAGUCGAACUUAGAGCGAAAACCCAGCAUGAGCUGGAAAAACUGGAAAAAUUAAGGGACGAGGUCCAAAGAUCUCAGAAAAACAUUGAGGAGAGCAGGAUGGAGCUCUUGCAGUGGAAGGACAGUCUUGAAAAACUGAAGCUUCAGGCAGAGGAUGACAACCUUGCCGCUAUCAAACAGAUGGAUGAGGCUAAAGCAAAGAGAGAGGAGUUGACAAAAAUGAUAGAACAGAUGGACAAAGAGCGAGAAGAGAUUAAUAACAACAGAGAAAAGGCUAAAGAAGAAGCAGAUGAAAUCAAAAGCAUGAGGAAUGAGCUACAAAGACAAAAGGCAGAAAUAGAGAACAGGAUUACAGUUGCUAAACGAGAAAAAGAGGAGGCAAACCAUGCCAAACUUGCAGUCCAAGAGGCUGAGAUGCUCUUAAAAAAGGAAAAGGAAGAGUCAGAAAAGAGACGGUAUGAAACCAUAACAGAGGCAUUGGAGCAAAGAGAUGAAAUACACAAAAAAACAGAGGAGUUGGAACUAAUAAACAAAGAGAUACAAAGAGCUAGAGAUGAGUUAGAAAGGUUGAGGCAUUCUGAAAAAGAGAACCUGCAGAAAAUGCUGGAGGAUACACAGCAAGAGAAAGAAUUUGUUAAGCAAAUGAAAAUAGCUGUGUUGAAGGACAAGGAAGAUCAGGAAAAGCGUUUAGCUGAUAUGGACAAGGAGAGAGAGGAAAUUAAACAGAUAAGAGUUCAGGUCCUGAAUGAGAAGAAAGAUAUAGAAAAACGAAGGUAUGAAAUUAUGAGAAAUGAUGUAGAACAGAGUGCUCAAGUGCAGAGACAAAGAGAAGAACUUGAGAAGAUCAAGACUCAGCUAUUUCUGGACACAGAGACCAUGAUCAGAAGCAGAGAGUUAGCGCAACAAGACAAAGAGAAAGCUGAACAACUUAUGAAUGAGAUCCAGGAACAAAGAGAGGAAGUGAAUAAAAGGUUAGAGGAGACAAAACAACGAGAGGACACUUUGAGGAAGAUGAGAGAGGACAUGGAGCACGAGAGAGAAGAUCUGGAGAAGAUCCGUGUGGAAACACUAAGAGGGAAAGACACAUAUGAAGAGGUCAAGGAUGAGAUUAACAGGGUGAGAGCAGAGAUAGAGAGGUUGUGGGAUGAGGCUGAAAAGGGAGAGCCUGAGGAACGUGAGAGGAUGAACCGGGAGAAGGAGGAGAUGAUGAGAAAGAUGGAAGCUAUGAAGAAGGAGAUGGGUGAGAUUGAAGACAUGAAGAUGGAGUUAACAAAACAGAAGGAGGACAUCGACGUAAAGAUGGAAAAGGCAAGGCUGGAAAUGACUUAUCUUGAAAAGAUGAGGGCAGAGCUACAAAAACAGAAAGAAGAUAUUGAAAUCCAGAUGAUGGAAACAAAGAGUGAGAGACACCAGAUGGAACUGAUGAGGACUGAGAUCCUAAAACAAAAAGAGGACGUUGAAAGGAAAAUGGAGCUAGCAAAAGCAGAGAUGGACAAAAUGCAGCAUGUCAAAGAGGAAACACAAAGACAAAGAGAAGAGCUGGAUGAAAGGAUGCAGAAAACCAAACGAGAGAUUGGAGAAAUGGAGCUGAUGAAGAGAGAAAUGGAAGGGAAGAAGAAAGAACUUGACCAAAGGAUGAAAUUGACCAUGAGGAAGAAGGAUGAGAUGGAACGACUGAGGAUGGAGAUACAAAGGGCAAAAGACGAGAUGGAGCAGAAAAGAGUGGAGACGGAGAGGCAGAAAUAUGAAAUGGAGCAAGUUAAAGCUGAAAUCCAAAGAGCGAGAGAGGAGUUUGAACUAAGAAUGGAGGAGAGAGAUUUAGAUGAAGAGAAAGGACAGAUGAAUCUCACGAUAAUCAACCUUAUUCAACAGAUUGAGGGGACGAGAGAAAUGGUGCGGAAAGCAAAAUUCCAGAUUGAAAGCCGAAUGGUAGGAAGUCAGAUGGAGACAACAGACCAAGAGGAGAUGAAUGCUGAGAUGCACAGGCUCAUUUUGGAGAUUGAACACAUUCGGGAAAUGCUGCGAGGUCUUAAGGCUGAGGUAGAACACAACAAGGAAACGAUGAAGAGAGACAGGGAUGAGAUGAGGCUACUGAAGAAUGAAGUUCAACGAAGGAGAAGAGAGAUUGAAUAUAGAGAAGAAAGAAUUAUGAGAGAACGAGGUGAACUAGAACUCAUGAGAAAUAUGAUGCAGCGGCAAAGAGAAGAACUGGAGGAGAGGCUGGAGGAGAUCAUUAAAGAGAAUGAUAUGGUGGAGCAGAUGAGAGAAGAUGUGAAAAAUGCUUUUGAGGACAUAGCACAGGCCAAAGAAGAGAUAAAGAGACAGAAAGAACACAUUGCUCUAGAAAAGACCAGUAAAGAAAAGGUUCUACCAGCCAUGAUUCCAACUGAGAGCCAGGAGUAUGCAAAAACAGAAGAACCAGCUGCCAUUAAAGUGAAAGACUAUGUGAGUGAUAUACAUAAAGAAAGACGAGAACUGGAACAAUAUAAAGAAAUAUUUUUAAAAGAGAAACAGGACCUAGAGAAAACAAAGGAGGAUGUUCGAGGGGUAAAGACUGAAGCUGAAGAGAGGAUGAAAAAAUUACAAGAGAGGGAAACAGAGAUGGAAAAGAAACGAGUGAGUCUACAAAACUGGGAAAGACUGGUGCAAUCAGAAAGAGAAGAAAACCAGAGAGGUCUAGAUAUAAUACGGAAAGAGAAGGAGCAGCUAGAUCAAAGAAAACAAGAACUAGAGAAUAUGGAAGUAAAUCUACAGAGAGAGAAAUGUGAAUUGGAAAAGGCAAGACUGACAGAGAUUAAACUAGUUGAUGUACAAGUUCAAACUGAUGUGAUGAAGGAUGCAGGAAAAUAUCAGAUGAUCUUGACUAUGGAAGAGCUGGAUAAAGAGCGGCAAGCUCUGAAGAAUUUCCAAGAAGAAUUACUUGCACAAAAAAGUACAAUUGAGAGACAACUGGCAGAAAUAAAACUGAGCAAGGAUGAAUUUUCGCUCAAAGAAGCCGCACUGCAAACUGCAGCAAAAAACACAGCAGACAUAGAGUUACAAUUAGAGCUACGAAAACAGGAGCUAGAAAGAACAAAAUAUGAGCUGGAAAAGACAAAGCUAGAAAUACAGAAAGGAUGGGAUGACCUGCAGGCUGAGAUAACAGAAAGCAGAGAAAAAGAAGACAUGAUAAGAACAGAAUUAGAAAAUGUGAGAAAUGUCCUAAAUCACAUCCAACAGGAUACAGAAAAACAAAAGCAAACCAUGGAGGCUGACCUAAAAUACACUUUUGCUAGAGAACUAGAAGACAUAGAAGGUCAGAGAAAAGGGAUAGAGGAUGAAAAGGGAAUGUUACAGAACAUGAAAUAUGAGCUGCAAAAAGAGUCUAGUGAAAUCGAAAGGUUAAAACAGGAUGUGCUGAAAGAAAGAGAGAAUAUGGAGAAAUGGGCAGAGCAGCUUAAACAAGAGAGGGAGGAACUAGAAAAGAAAAUGUGUAAUCUGCAACAAAUACAAGCAGAAAUAGCCAGAGAAAAUGAAUAUCUAGAGAACCUGAGAGAGGAGAAUAAGCUGACACUGAAGGAGAUCCAAAAGGAGAGAGACACUCUUGAGAAAAUAAAUGAACUAAUUUUACACAAAAAAGAUGAUUUUGAGAAUGAGAAGGAGGAAAUAAAGCAAAAAGAAAAUGAACUGCAGCAAAUGCAGGCUGAUCUCAACAGACAACAGAAAGACAUGCAGGAUAUUCAGAAUAUAGUUCUAAUGCAAAAAAGUCAACUUCAGAAAAGCCAAGAUGAAAUAGCCGAAAAGCUAAAACAGGCGGAAUACAUCAGGCAGUUCACACAAAAUGAAAAAGACAAUCUUGACAGAGAAAGGAUGGUUAUAAUGGAACAGAAGCAGCAGAUGGAAAGCAACUUGACAGAUGCAUUAAACAGAGAACUGGAAAUUGUGGAGCUUUUGAAAAAAGAGGUACUAAAUCAGAAACAACUUAUUGAGGACUGCAGAAUAGAUUUAAUGAGGGAUAAAGAAGAUCUGGAGAGGAAGAAAAUAAAUUUGGGCAGUCAGGAAGAGGAGAUAAAAUUACAAAGACAAAGUUUAGCAGAAGAGAAAAGCAAGUUGCAACACACUGAAUCUGUGCUGCAACGAGUAGCCGAAGAUACCGAGAAGCUACGACAAGAUGCACUAGCUGAAAGACAGAAACUUAAAAACACUGCUGCGCAACUUCAGAAAGAGAGAGAUGACAUUGUGAGCCUUGCAGAAGAGACAAAAAGAAAGAGAGAGGACCUGGAUAAAAUGCAAGCUGAUUUAGAAAAGCAGGAGAAAUCAUUACAGAUAUUGAAGAGCAUAAAGGCUGAUCUGCAAAAAGAAGCCAGUGUCAUUGAAAAUUUAAGACAAGCUGUUCAAAAUGACAUACAAAAUGUAAAAGAUAUGGAAGCCAAAAUUCAAAAAGAAAGACAAUACAGUGAUAGUCUAGUUGAAGAGUUUGAAAAGAGGUCCAAAGCUCUGGAUGAGGUGCGCAUGGAGGUUGAAAAAGAAAAGCGAUAUGUUGAGUCUGAGAGAGAUGUGCUAGAACAGGAAAAGUCUAAGCUCAGAGAUCUAAAAGAUGAAGUCGCUCAGCGAAAAGAACAGAACAUUAUUAUACUGGCAGAGAUAGAAAAGGAAAGAGACAAUCUUGUCCAGCUGAGUGAAACCAUCUCAAAUCAGAGCUGCAUUGUUGAAAGUGAUAAAGAAAAUUUAAGAUGGAGAGAAAAUGAACUGAAACAAAAAGAAGCAGAAAUUGAAAACAAACAAAAACAAAUAAAUGAGUUGAAGAGCAGUUUAAGAAAGGAAAAGAUGCAAGUUGAGCAGAUGCAAGUUGACCAAGAUCAACAAUGGACAGUUGCACAUGAAAAAAUACAGUACGUUGCAAGAGAUAUUGGUGUGACAGAUCUGGAGAAAGAGAGACAGGAAAUUGAGAAUUUGAGAGAAGAACUGAGGGUGAAAUAUGAAAAUGUGGAGCUCCAAAUGAGAUAUUUAACUGAGCAAAAAGAAGUAUUUGAAAGCUGCAUGAAAUCACUAGAAAUGGACAAGGAAGACAUAGAGAAAAAUAAAGCCAAACUGCACAAAGAAUUUGAAAAAUUUCAGUUUCAGAGGCAAUCAUUUGAGAAGGAGAUACAGCAGGUGAGAGCUGACCUUCAGACAGAGGCUGACAAUACUGACAGAAUAAAGAAAGAGGUGGUAGCUGAAAAACAGAGUAUAAAAGACAUGGCAGCUCAAAUUCAACAUGAGGGAAAUGACAGAAAAGAAGCUCUUGAGAGAAUACGCCUUGAGCUAGAAAAACAAAAGCAAGACAUUGAGACUGAAAAAAAUAUACUAGAAAACCAAAAGUUCGAAGUGGAGAAAAGCAUAAGAGAGAUAGCUAGAGCAAAAGAUGAUCUUGCUGACAAGAGAAAAAUAAAUGAUAUUGAUCGGUCAGAGAUGGAGAAGCAGAAAAAUUCCCUUGAGCAGAUCAAGAUAAACAUAUCACAAGAGGAACAUGGUAUUAAAAUAGUGAAGGAAAGUUUAAGACACCAAGAAAAUAACCUGAAAAUACGUACAUCACAACUUCAUGCACAACAGAAAGAAAUAGAAGAGAUUCAGGAUGUUAUCAUGAAAGAAAAGAGUCAGCUUAAUGAAAGACAGGCUGAAAUGGAAAAGCAAAAGAGAGAGUUAGAUUAUGUGAUGGACAGACUUGAAAAAGAGAGGGCUAAUAUAAUGGAAGAAAGACAAAGAGUGAAUGGCAUUGCAGUAGAACUGAAGAGGGAAAGUGAAACAGUGGAGCUGAUGAAACAAGAAGUUCUCCGUGAAAAAGAAUCUAUUGAAAACAGCAGGCAAAUACUGAAUAAAGAUCUAGAAGAUAUACAAGAAAAUAGAACCAUCUUAGCUGAGGAGUUUGAGACCUUAAACUACCAGAAACAAUUGACUGGUCAAGAAAAGCAAGAAUUUGAUAAGAUGAAAAAUGAGCUCCAACAAGAAAAGGCAAUUAUUGCUAAACUUAGGCAAGACAUAGAAAAUGGCAGGCAGAAGGCUGAGGAAGUGGCGAUCAAACUCCAAAAAGAGAAGGAAGAUAUAGAGAUUUCCUUUGCCAGGAUAAGAUCAGAGGAAGAAGAUCUAAGAAAACAAAAACAAACAAUUGAAUCUGAUAGAGACACUCUUAAAAAGCACAAGUCUGACCUAGAAAAAACUAAAGCAGAGAUAGCCAGAGCCAAAGAAGAUCUCGAAAACCAAAUUGAAUCACAAAAAAGACAAAAUGAGGUAACGCUGGCAGAGAUAGAGAGAGAGAAACACAUUCUUGAGCAGUUAAAGAUGAACGUAUUACAACAGAGAGACGAUUUAGAAAAGGACAUCGAACAAACAAGAUACAAACAAACAGAGCUACAACGUCUAAAAAUGGAGAUUCAGAAAGAGCAAAAAGUGAUAGAUGAGCAGAAGAUGAUGACUGCAACAGGGCAGAGUGGGCUGAAAGACAUUAAAGCUCAGAUAGAUAAAGAGAAAAAAGAGACAGAUGACACCAAAGAACAGAUUAUAAAGGAGAGAGAUGAUAUUGAGAGAGAAAAGGCAGAAUUAAUGAAUCAAAAACAACAUAUGGAGGUAAAUUUGAGGCAAGAACUAAAAAUGGAAAGUGAAAAGCUAGAGCUGAAAAAGGAGGAAUUGACUGAAAAGGAAAUGUUGGAAAAUUAUAGACAACUGCUGAAGAGAGACAUGGAAGAUCUGCGACAAAAACGAAUUAAUGUAGAAAGAGAUUCAGAGAGUCUGAAACAUGAUAGAGAAGCUUUAGAGAAUGAGAAGGAAUUAAUAAAACAGAUCAAAACUGAACUGAAAAGAGAGACAGAAGAAAUUGAGAAGAUCAAACAACAAACACAACAUGAAAGACAAAAGCUGGAUGAAAUGACAGCUCAACUCCAGAAAGAGAGGAAAGAAAUCAAUGAUCUUACUGAGGAGACCAAAGGAAAAGGCACAGUCUUGGAUGAAAUGAACAAAGAAAUUCAAGUGAAAAUUAAAGAAAUUCAAUCUGAUAGAGAUAUCAUUGAGAAGGAAAAACAUGAACUUGAGAAAAUCAAAAGGGAACUUGCUAUCGCAAAGGAGGAUAUUGAAAAAGAAAGAGAAAAGCAAGGAAUCACACUAGAAGAGAUACAGAAAGAUAGAGAGAGUCUAGAGAAGAUGAAGGAGACCAUCACAAGACAAACACACGUUAUGAAAAAUCAAGAGGAACAACUGAGACAAAAACAAAAUGAGCUUGAGCAAGUGAAAAUUGAAAUUCAGAAUAUGCAGAGAGAACUAGACAAUGACAGAAACAUUAUAAUAAAAGACAAAAGUCAGCUUGAUCUGAGACAAUCUGAGCUAGACAAACUACAGGGAGAAGUGAGUGACAUUAUGGAAAAAAUGAGGAAUGAGAGAAGCCAACUAGAUAAAGAUAAACAUGAGAUUGAAGAACAGAAACAGCAAUUGAAGAAAGAAAAAGAUGAUGUAGACCAAAGCAGAGAAUAUCUGACUGAAGACUUAAAAAUGAUGACACUUCAGAAACAAGUGUUUGAAGAUGAGAAGAACAAGUUAGAACAGAUGAAGAUUGAUCUGCAAAGAGAAGCUGAUGAUAUCAGAAAGCUCAAAGAAGAAACACAAAAUGAGGAACAGAGUGUGAAAAAGAUGGCCAGAGAACUUCAGAAGGAGAAAGAAGUUAUUGUUAAUCUUGCUGAAGAUACAAAGAGAAAACAUGAGAUUCUGGAUGAAAUGAAAACUGAAAAUGAGUCUUUAAUGGCAGAUCUACAAAGAGAGAAAAACAAACUUGAGCAAAUGGGAUUGAACAUCUCCAAAGAAAAUGAUGAUAUUGAAAAUGAGAAAGAGAAAAUAAGACUCAGACAAGAUGAGCUAGAUCAACUACAAGCAGAGAUUUAUAAACAACAAAGUGAAAUGAAAAAGGAAAAUAACAACAUUGAAAGUGUAAGAGCUGCAGUGAUCAGAGAAAAACAGGACAUGAUGACUGAGCUGAGAAAGAAGUCUGAAGAUGUUGAGAUUCAGAUGAAUGAGGUAAUGACCAAACAGGAAAUGUUGGAAAAUGAUAGAAAACUGCUGAAGAGAGACAUGGAAGAUCUGCAACAAAAACUAGUUAAUGUAGACAGAGACUCAGAGAGUCUGAAACAUGAGAGAGAAGCUUUGGAGAAUGAGAAGGAAUUAAUAAAACAGAUCAAAACUGACCUACAAAGAGAGACAGAAAAGAUUGAGAAGAUCAAACUACAAACACAAAAUGAAAGACAAAAGCUGGAUGAAAUGACAGCUCAACUCAAGAAAGAGAGGAAAGAAAUUAAUGAUCUUACUGAGGAGACCAAAGGAAAAGGCACAGUCUUGGAUGAAAUGAACAAAGAAAUUCAAGUGAAAAUUAAAGAAAUUCAAUCUGAUAGAGAUAUCAUUGAGAAGGAAAAACAUGAACUUGAGAAAAUCAAAAGGGAACUUGCUAUCGCAAAGGAGGAUAUUGAAAAAGAAAGAGAAAAGCAAGGAAUCACACUAGAAGAGAUACGGAAAGAUAGAGAGAGUCUAGAGAAGAUGAAGGAGACCAUCACAAGACAAACACACGUUACGAAAAAUCAAGAGGAACAAAUGAGACAAAAACAACAUGAACUUCAAAAACUGAAAACUGAAAUUCAAAAUCAGAAACAGGAACUAGACAAUGACAGAAACAUUAUAAUAAAAGACAAAAGUCAGCUUGAUUUGAGACAAUGUGAGGUAGAUAAACAACAGGGAGAAGUGACUGACAUUAUGGAAAAAAUUAGGAAUGAAAAAAGACAACUAGAUAAAGAUAAACAUGACAUUGAAGAACGCAAACAGCAAUUGAAGAAAGAAAGAGAUUAUGUAGACAAAAGCAGGGAAGGUCUGAAUGAAGACCUAAAUAUGAUGACACUUCAGAAACAAGUGUUUGAAGAUGAGAAGAACAAGUUAGAACAGAUGAAGAUUGAUCUGCAAAGAGAAGCUGAUGAUAUCAGAAAGCUCAAAGAAGAAACACAAAAUGAGGAACAGAGUGUGAAAAAGAUGGCCAAAGAACUUCAGAAGGAGAAAGAAGUUAUUGUUAAUCUAGCUGAAGAUACAAAGAGAAAACAUGAGAUUCUGGAUGAAAUGAAAACUGAAAAUGAGUCUUUAAUGGCAAAUCUACAAAAAGAGAAACACAGCCUUGAGCAAAUGAGAUUAAACAUCUCCAAAGAAACUGAUGAUAUUGAAAAUGAGAAAGAGAAAAUAAGACUCAGACAAGAUGAGCUAGAUCAACUACAAACAGAGAUUCAUAAACAACAAAAUGAAAUUAUAAAGGGAAAGAACAACAUUGAAAGUGAAAGAGCUGCAGUGAUCAGAGAAAAACAGGACAUGAUGACUGAGCUGAGAAAGAAGUCUGAAGAUGUUGAGAUUCAGAUGAAUGAGGUAAUGACCAAACAGGAAAUGUUGGAAAAUGAUAGAAAACUGCUGAAGAGAGACAUGGAAGAUCUGCAACAAAAACUAGUUAAUGUAGACAGAUACUCAGAGAGUCUGAAACAUGAUAGAGAAGCUUUAGAGAAUGAGAAGGAGUUAAUAAAACAGAUCAAAACUGACCUACAAAGAGAGACAGAAGAGAUUGACAAGAUCAAACUACACACACAAGAUGAGAUGCAAAAACUGGAGGAAAUAACAGCUCAACUCCAGAAAGAGAGAGAAGAAAUCGACAAUCUCAUUGAGGAGACAAAAAGAAAAAACAUGGUCUUGGAUGAAAUUAAUACAGAAAUUGAACUGAAAUCUAAAGCCAUUCAAUCUGAUAGAGACCAGCUUGAGAAGGAAAAACAUGAACUUGAGAAAACCAAACAUGAACUUGCUAAAAUCAAAGAGGAUCUUGAAAAGCAAUUUGCUGAGCAAGCAGAAAAGAAAGAAUUAAUCCUGGCAGAGACACAGAAAGAGAGAGACACCCUAAAGGAGAUGAAUGAGACCAUCACAAGACAAAUACAUGAUAUAAAAAAUCAAGAGGAACAACUGAGACAAAAACAACAUGAACUUGAGCAAGUGAAAAUUGAAAUUCAGAAUAUGCAGACAAAACUAGACAAUGACAGAAACAUUAUAAUAAAAGACAAAAGUCAGCUUGAUCUGAGACAAUCUGAGCUAGACAAACUACAGGGAGAAUUGAGUGACAUUAUGGAAAAAAUGAGGAAUGAGAGAAGCCAACUAGAUAAAGAUAAACACGAGAUUGAAGAACAGAAACAGCAAUUGAAGAAAGAAAGAGAUGAUGUAGACCAAAGCAGAGAAUAUCUGACUGAAGACUUAAAGAUGAUGACACUUCAGAAACAAGUGUUUGAAGAUGAGAAGAACAAGUUAGAACAGAUGAAGAUUGAUCUGCAAAGAGAAGCUGAUGAUAUCAGAAAGCUCAAAGAAGAAACACAAAAUGAGGAACAGAGUUUGGAAAAGAUGGCCAAAGAACUUCAGAAGGAGAAAGAAGUUAUUGCUAAUCUAGCUGAAGAUACAAAGAGAAAACAUGAGAUUCUGGAUGAAAUGAAAACUGAAAAUGAGUCUUUAAUGGCAGAUCUACAAAGAGAGAAAAACAAACUUGAGCAAAUGAGAUUGAACAUCUCCAAGCAAACUGAUGAUAUUGAAAAUGAGAAAGAGAAAAUAAGACUCAGACAAGAUGAGCUAGAUCAACUACAAGCAGAGAUUUAUAAACAACAAAAUGAAAUUAUAAAGGGAAAGAACAACAUUGAAAGUGAAAGAGCUGCAGUGAUCAGAGAAAAACAGGACAUGAUGACUGAGCUGAGAAAGAAGUCUGAAGAUGUUGAGAUUCAGAUGAAUGAGGUAAUGAUCAAACAGGAAAUGUUGGAAAAUGAUAGAAAACUGCUGAAGAGAGACAUGGAAGAUCUGCAACAAAAACUAGUUAAUGUAGACAGAGACUCAGAGAGUCUGAAACAUGAUAGAGAAGCUUUGGAGAAUGAGAAAGAGUUAAUAAAACAGAUCAAAACUGACCUACAAAGAGAGACAGAAGAGAUUGACAAGAUCAAACUACACACACAAGAUGAGAUGCAAAAACUGGAGGAAAUAACAGCUCAACUCCAGAAAGAGAGAGAAGAAAUCGACAAUCUCAUUGAGGAGACAAAAAGAAAAAACAUGGUCUUGGAUGAAAUUAAUACAGAAAUUGAACUGAAAUCUAAAGCCAUUCAAUCUGAUAGAGACCAGCUUGAGAAGGAAAAACAUGAACUUGAGAAAACCAAACAUGAACUUGCUAAAAUCAAAGAGGAUCUUCAAAAGCAAUUUGCUGAGCAAGCAGAAAAGAAAGAAUUAAUCCUGGCAGAGACACAGAAAGAGAGAGACACCCUAAAGGAGAUGAAUGAGACCAUCACAAGACAAAUACAUGAUAUAAAAAAUCAAGAGGAACAACUGAGACAAAAACAACAUGAGCUUGAGCAAGUGAAAAUUGAAAUUCAGAAUAUGCAGAGAGAACUAGACAAUGACAGAAACAUUAUAAUAAAAGACAAAAGUCAGCUUGAUCUGAGACAAUCUGAGCUAGACAAACUACAGGGAGAAUUGAGUGACAUUAUGGAAAAAAUGAGGAAUGAGAGAAGCCAACUAGAUAAAGAUAAACACGAGAUUGAAGAACAGAAACAGCAAUUGAAGAAAGAAAGAGAUGAUGUAGACCAAAGCAGAGAAUAUCUGACUGAAGACUUAAAGAUGAUGACACUUCAGAAACAAGUGUUUGAAGAUGAGAAGAACAAGUUAGAACAGAUGAAGAUUGAUCUGCAAAGAGAAGCUGAUGAUAUCAGAAAGCUCAAAGAAGAAACACAAAAUGAGGAACAGAGUGUGAAAAAGAUGGCCAAAGAACUUCAGAAGGAGAAAGAAGUUAUUGCUAAUCUUGCUGAAGAUACAAAGAGAAAACAUGAGAUUCUGGAUGAAAUGAAAACUGAAAAUGAGUCUUUAAUGGCAGAUCUACAAAGAGAGAAAAACAAACUUGAGCAAAUGAGAUUGAACAUCUCCAAGCAAUCUGAUGAUAUUGAAAAUGAGAAAGAAAAAAUAAGACUCAGACAAGAUGAGCUAGAUCAACUACAAGCAGAGAUUUAUAAACAACAAAAUUUAAUUAUAAAGGGAAAGAACAACAUUGAAAGUGAAAGAGCUGCAGUGACCAGGGAAAAACAGGACAUGAUGACUGAGCUGAGAAAGAAGUCUGAAGAUGUAGAGAUUCAGAUGAAUGAGGUAAUGAUCAAACAGGAAAUGUUGGAAAAUGAUAGAAAACUGCUGAAGAGAGACAUGGAAGAUCUGCAACAAAAACUAGUUAAUGUAGACAGAUACUCAGAGAGUCUGAAACAUGAUAGAGAAGCUUUAGAGAAUGAGAAGGAGUUAAUAAAACAGAUCAAAACUGACCUACAAAGAGAGACAGAAGAGAUUGACAAGAUCAAACUACACACACAAGAUGAGAUGCAAAAACUGGAGGAAAUAACAGCUCAACUCCAGAAAGAGAGAGAAGAAAUCGACAAUCUCAUUGAGGAGACAAAAAGAAAAAACAUGGUCUUGGAUGAAAUUAAUACAGAAAUUGAACUGAAAUCUAAAGCCAUUCAAUCUGAUAGAGACCAGCUUGAGAAGGAAAAACAUGAACUUGAGAAAACCAAACAUGAACUUGCUAAAAUCAAAGAGGAUCUUCAAAAGCAAUUUGCUGAGCAAGCAGAAAAGAAAGAAUUAAUCCUGGCAGAGACACAGAAAGAGAGAGACACCCUAAAGGAGAUGAAUGAGACCAUCACAAGACAAAUACAUGAUAUAAAAAAUCAAGAGGAACAACUGAGACAAAAACAACAUGAACUUGAGCAAGUGAAAAUUGAAAUUCAGAAUAUGCAGAGAAAACUAGACAAUGACAGAAACAUUAUAAUAAAAGACAAAAGUCAGCUUGAUCUGAGACAAUCUGAGCUAGACAAACUACAGGGAGAAGUGAGUGACAUUAUGGAAAAAAUGAGGAAUGAGAGAAGCCAACUAGAUAAAGAUAAACAUGAGAUUGAAGAACAGAAACAGCAAUUGAAGAAAGAAAAAGAUGAUGUAGACCAAAGCAGAGAAUAUCUGGCUGAAGACUUAAAGAUGAUGACACUUCAGAAACAAGUGUUUGAAGAUGAGAAGAACAAGUUAGAACAGAUGAAGAUUGAUCUGCAAAGAGAAGCUGAUGAUAUCAGAAAGCUCAAAGAAGAAACACAAAAUGAGGAACAGAGUGUGAAAAAGAUGGCCAAAGAACUUCAGAAGGAGAAAGAAGUUAUUGUUAAUCUUGCUGAAGAUACAAAGAGAAAACAUGAGAUUCUGGAUGAAAUGAAAACUGCAAAUGAGUCUUUAAUGGCAGAUCUACAAAGAGAGAAACACAGCCUUGAGCAAAUGAGAUUGAACAUCUCCAAAGAAAAUGAUGAUAUUGAAAAUGAGAAAGAGAAAAUAAGACUCAGACAAGAUGAGCUAGAUCAACUACAAGCAGAGAUUUAUAAACAACAAAAUUUAAUUAUAAAGGGAAAGAACAACAUUGAAAGUGAAAGAGCUGCAGUGAUCAGGGAAAAAGAGGACAUGAUGACUGAGCUGAGAAAAAAGUCUGAAAAUGUUGAGAUUCAGAUGAAUGAUGUAAUGAUCAAACAGGAAAUGUUGGAAAAUGAUAGAAAACUGCUGAAGAGAGACAUGGAAGAUCUGCAACAAAAACUAGUUAAUGUAGACAGAUACUCAGAGAGUCUGAAACAUGAUAGAGGAGCUUUGGAGAAUGAGAAAGAGUUAAUAAAACAGAUCAAAACUGACCUACAAAGAGAGACAGAAGAGAUUGACAAGAUCAAACUACACACACAAGAUGAGAUACAAAAACUGGAGGAAAUAACAGCUCAACUCCAGAAAGAGAGAGAAGAAAUCGACAAUCUCAUUGAGGAGACAAAAAGAAAAAACAUGGUCUUGGAUGAAAUUAAUACAGAAAUUGAACUGAAGUCUAAAGACAUUCAAUCUGAUAGAGACCAGCUUGAGAAGGAAAAACAUGAACUUGAGAAAACCAAACAUGAACUUGCUAAAAUCAAAGAGGAUCUUGAAAAGCAAUUUGCUGAGCAAGCAGAAAAGAAAGAAUUAAUCCUGGCAGAGACACAGAAAGAGAGAGACACCCUAAAGGAGAUGAAUGAGACCAUCACAAGACAAAUACAUGAUAUAAAAAAUCAAGAGGAACAACUGAGACAAAAACAACAUGAGCUUGAGCAAGUGAAAAUUGAAAUUCAGAAUAUGCAGAGAGAACUAGACAAUGACAGAAACAUUAUAAUAAAAGACAAAAGUCAGCUUGAUCUGAGACAAUCUGAGCUAGACAAACUACAGGGAGAAUUGAGUGACAUUAUGGAAAAAAUGAGGAAUGAGAGAAGCCAACUAGAUAAAGAUAAACACGAGAUUGAAGAACAGAAACAGCAAUUGAAGAAAGAAAAAGAUGAUGUAGACCAAAGCAGAGAAUAUCUGACUGAAGACUUAAAAAUUAUGACACUUCAGAAACAAGUGUUUGAAGAUGAGAAGAACAAGUUAGAACAGAUGAAGAUUGAUCUGCAAAGAGAAGCUGAUGAUAUCAAAAAGCUCAAAGAAGAAACACAAAAUGAGGAACAGAGUGUGAAAAAGAUGGCCAAAGAACUUCAGAAGGAGAAAGAAGUUAUUGUUAAUCUAGCUGAAGAUACAAAGAGAAAACAUGAGAUUCUGGAUGAAAUGAAAACUGCAAAUGAGUCUUUAAUGGCAGAUCUACAAAAAGAGAAACACAGUCUUGAACAAAUGAGAUUGAACAUCUCCAAAGAAAAUGAUGAUAUUGAAAAUGAGAAAGAGAAAAUAAGACUCAGACAAGAUGAGCUAGAUCAACUACAAGCAGAGAUUUAUAAACAACAAAGUGAAAUGAAAAAGGAAAAUAACAACAUUGAAAGUGUAAGAGCUGCAGUGAUCAGAGAAAAAGAGGACAUGAUGACUGAGCUGAGAAAGAAGUCUGAAGAUGUUGAGAUUCAGAUGAAUGAGGUAAUGAUCAAACAGGAAAUGUUGGAAAAUGAUAGAAAACUGCUGAAGAGAGACAUGGAAGAUCUGCAACAAAAACUAGUUAAUGUAGACAGAGACUCAGAGAGUCUGAAACAUGAGAGAGAUGUUUUGGAGAAUGAGAAGGAAGUAAUAAAACAGAUUAAAACUGACCUGCAAAGAGAGACAGAAGAGAUUGAGAAUAUCCAACUACAAACACAACAUGAAAGACAAAAGCUGGAUGAAAUGACAGCUCAACUCCACAAAGAGAGGAAAGAAAUCAGUGAUCUCAUUGAUGAAAUUAAAAAGAAGAGAGAUAUUCUGGAUGAAUCCUAUACUGAAAUACAAAGGGAACAAGAAGCAAUUGAGAGAGGCAAAGACUUGAUUAGAAGGGAAUGGUCUGACCUAGAGAAAAACAAAGCUGAGAUGUCUCAAACCAUGGAAGAGCUUGAAAAAAAGCUUUCUGAACAAAAAACAAACAUUGAGGUCACACUGGCAGAGAUGCAUCAAGAGAGAAACAUGCUUGAACAGAUGAGUGAGAAAAUAACAAGAGAAAGAAUGGCACUUGAAGAUGAAAAGCAAGAGUUGCGAAUAGAAAAGGAAGAUCUUAAAGGAAUGCGGGCAGAAAUUGAAAGAAAACAAGAAGAUAUUGAUCACCUGAGGUUUGGCUUAACAGAAGAGAGUCUGCUUGAGAAGUCAGAGGCUGAAAUUGUUCUUCAACAGAGUGACGUGGAUCUAGUCAAAUCUUUAUCAGACAAAGAAAUGUCAGAUAAAGAUGGAAAGAGGGUCUUGAUGGAGCAGAUGCUGGAAAUGGACUUAAAAGCUGCAUUAGAAACAGAUGUUGAGAGCCAAAAGUUAGACUUACCUGAAGCUGAGGAAAUACCUCAUAAACAGGAGAUGAUGUUAGAGAAGAAGUUUAUUGAAGAUGAAAAGAACAAACUGGAACAGUUGAGAGCUGAACUGAAAAGGCAAGCUGAACGCAUCGAAAAGGAAAAGCAAGACAUGCAAAAUGAAAGACAGAAGCUAGAAGAAAUGUCAGCUCAACUUCAGGAACAGAUAAGAAAUCUUGAAAGCCUUAAUGAUGAGAUUAAUGUUCAAAAAUGUAAUCAACAAAAGCAAGCAACUGAAUUUGAAAUGGAGAAGACUGAUUUAGAGAAAAUCAAAACAGAAAUUACUAAAGCCAACAAACUUCUUGCAGAACAGCAAGAAAAGAAUGAUAUGACAAUACAAGAAAUGAAGACAGAGAGGGACACUCUUGAAGAAAUGAGGGUGAACAUCACAAAACAAGUGGAGACUAUUCAAAAAGCGAACAAUAGUCUUUCUCGGAGAGAAAGUGAACUUGCAAAGCUGCAGGAAACCAUUUUACAACAACAAGAUGAAAUGGAUGAACUGAAAAACACAAUUAUGAUGGAAAUGAGUCAACUGGACCAGAGACAAACUGAUAUUGAUCUAUUACAGCGAGAGGUUGAUGAUCUUAUGGAAUUCACAAAGACAGAAAUGACCAUCAUAGAAAGAGAAAGAGUGGAAAUGAUGUCACAGAAGAGAAAUAUAGAGAGAGAGAUGGUCAGUCUAGAGGAAGAAAAGAAAACCUGUGAACAACUGAGACUAGAAUUACUGGAGGAAAAGGAUCAGGUUGAAAAAGACAGAGAUCUCUUGACCAAAAAUUUGGAUCUUAUCGAGAGGCGAAAAAUUGAUGUGGAGAAAGAAUUAAAGAAUCUAAGAGUUGAGAAAUACACCUUUCAAAAUGAGAAGGAGGAACUAGAAAGGAUGAAAACUGACCUUCAAAAACAAGCUGAAGACUUGGAGAAACUAACUGAGAAGACCGAUGAAAGAUGGAGGGCAGAAGAGAUGGCAGCCAAAUUUAAAAAGCAAUUGGACAUAAGUAGUAUUCCAGCGGACUACCAACAGGGGAAAGAGCUCAUAGAUGAGAUAGAGAAGCAAAGACAGGAAAUACAGUCUGCCAAAGACUUGCUUCAAGAAGAAAGAUCUGAGCUGGAGAAAACCAAAGCAGAGAUAAACCAAGCCAUGGAAGAACUAAAACACCAAAGAACUGACUUACAGAGAGAUAAAGACAUUAUGAAGCAAAUGAAUACAAAUAACUUAAGACAAAUAGCUCAAAUUGAAGAUGGGAAGGAAAAAUUACAACACAAAGAAAACGAACUAGAACAAAUGAUAACAGAACUUCAAAAUAAACAAAAAGAAAUGGAUUACAUGAAAAGCAACAUAAUAAAAGAAAAGGCUGAUUUUGAGAAUCUGGAGCAAAAAAGAGCUGAGUUGGCUAGAGACUUGGAAAACCUCCAAAAUGAGAAACAAGCUUUUAAAUCUGAACAAGAUGAGCUGGAAAAGGAGAGAGAGUAUAUUGAGAAGUUGAAGCUAGAAGUUCAUAAAGAAAGGCAGAGGGCUGCAGAAGAGUUAGAAAAAGAGAGACAUCAAUUUGCAAAGGAGGUCAAAAUGAAAAAUGACACCCUGGAUGAAAUACAAGCUGACAUAGAUAGACAAAAACAAGCCAUUGCUGUAGACAAGAUGGAUCUGGAAAAAACCAAAGAACAUUUUAAAAGACAAUCCGAGGAGAGUGACAUCAAAUGUGCAGACCUGCAGAAAGAGCGAGAUAGUCUUGAUAAGAUGAGUGUGGAAAUCUUAAAGCAAAAACAUGACCUGGAGAUAGAAAGAGGUGAACUGUUAGAUCAGCGUCAGCCAAUGGAGACACUAAAGAAAGACACUGAAUAUGUGGAACAACUGAGGAAAGAGCUUUUGGAUGAAAAGGAAUUGACUGAGAAAAGCAGAAUGCAACUGAAACAAGACAUAGAAGAUAUGGAACAAAAUAAAUUAAAUCUACAUAAAGAAUUAGAGGAGAUAAAAGUUCAGAAACAGGAUAUUCAAGAUGAAAGAGUUCAACUAGAGCAAAUGAAAGCUGAGUUAGCAAAAGAAAGAAUAGCAAAUGAUGAUAUGUUGAGAGAGGCCAAAAAAGAAAUGGAGAAAUAUGUGGAGAUCAAAUCAAAUAUUUUAAUCCAAAAAGAAGAGUUUGAAACUAAAAGACAAUCAGACAUAGAGGAACUAUUUGGUAUGAGAGCUGAAAUACUCAAACAGAAAGAGGAAUUAGAGGACAAGAUGCAAAAGACUAAACGUGAGAUGAAAGAACUGAAGAUUCUUCAGGAUGAAACUGAUAGCAAGAGGAAAGAUCUUGAUCACAAGAUGAGACAAGUAGUGAGAAAGAGCGAUGAUCUGGAGACAAUGAGAGCUGAUAUUGAAAGUGCAAAUGAGAAACUUGAAAUGGACAGAGUUAUGUUAAGUAUAGAGCGUGAUGACAUGGAGCGAAUGAAAGCUGAGAAACACAGAGCUGAAGAGGAACUACAAUCUCAUAUUGAAGAAAGAGGUGGAGAUCUGGAAGAGAAAGAACAAAUAAACACCAAGAUACAAAGGCUUAUUCAAGAGGCUGAAAAGGCUAGCGAAAUGGCCUGGAGAUCAAAACAUGACCUGGAAAGAAGCAUGCAGAGAGAUGUUAAUAUUCAAGCAGAUUCAGAGGAAAGGCAAGAAAUGAGUGCUUACAUGCAGAGACUGAUCCAGGAAAUUGAGCAUGUCAGAGAGGUUCUCGGAAGAAUGAAAGAUGAAGUCAAGUCUGCUAGAAAUGAAAGAUUUGAACUAGAGGACAUGAGGCUGGAAGUCGAAGCUAUGAAAUAUAGCAUGAAGGAAACCUAUGAGCAACAGAACAAAGAGAUAGAAAAUGAGAAGCAGCAAAUUGAGAGUACCAAAGACUUGCUGAGCAAAGAGCGAAGUGAUCUUGAGCGAAACAGAUCUGAUUUGGAGAGACAAAAACAAGAAAUGGCAUUGGACAAACAGAAAUUACACAAUGAAAAUGAACUGCUGAACAAAGAAAAUGUUGAAAUGAAGAAGCAACAUGAAAUUCUCAAAAACCUUCUAGAAGAAACAACCAGAGAAAGUACAGUACAAACAGUUAAACCUUACAGAAAAAAGAAAGAAAUGAGGAGAGAUUCAGAGGAAUUAAGGAAAAAAUUUCAAAAAAUUGAAUCUUUAAGCAUGGACGACCAGCAAGAAGAGAGUGAGAGUGAGAGUCAGACAGAUGAAAUUAACAGACAAAUAGACAAACUGACAGAGUUGAAGGCUGAGCUGGAUCAACAGCAGGUAGAACUUCAGAAAACUAAAGCAGACUUAAAACACCAGAUGGAUGAGCUAGAAAAUAUGAGGUCUGAGAUGUUACAACAUGAAAAGGACACGAGAGAGGUGGUGCUGAAGGAUAUACAGAGCCAGAGAGAAAUACUAGAAACAAGGAUUCAGAAAAUGAUGCAUGAGAAGGGAGAACUGGAAGUCAUAAGGUCUGAAAUAGUCCUAGAAAAGAAAGAUCUGGAACAGACGAUGAAACAAGUCAUGAGAAAGAGGGAUGAGGUGGAAAAAAUUAAGACUGAGAUAGCAAAGGCAAGAGAGGAGAUCAACAGAGAGCGGCAGGAGCUGGAAACACUCAGGAAUGAUGUUCAAAGUGCAAAAGAGGAUUUUGAGCUAUUGGUGGAGAAAACUGUGAAUCUAGAAGAUGAGGAAAGUACCAAUGCUGACAUCAAAAGACUAAUUUUAGAGGUUGUGAAAAUCAGAGAAAUGGUGAGAAACCUAAAAGUUGACAUGGAGAGCAGGAUGGAGAAAAGUGAGGUGGUGAGAGAUGUAAAGGAAAACUUCAAGGCUGAGAUCCAGAGACUCAUUCAAGAUAUUGGACAAAUACGGGAAAAUCUUGGAUACCUUAGAAAAGAGAUAGAAACCACUAGAAGAGACAAGAAUGAAUUGGAGAAGAUGAGAGCAGAACUUGCAGAAAAGCAACAGGUGGAAGAGAACAUGAGAGAAAUGCUGCAGAAAGAAAGAGAAGAACUGGAGCAGCUGAAGGAUGAGAUAAAUAGAGAAAAGGAGGAUUUGGAGACCAAAAGAGAGCUGGUUAAGGUAGAAAUAGCUAAAGAAAUAAUGGAAGAGUUUAAGGACACAAGAAAGAAAAAGGAAGAACUGGAAAUGGUCACUGAGGAACUCUUAAGAAACAAGAGUGAUCUGGAACAGCUCAACAGAGACAUACAAAACCUAUGGCAAACCAUGGAAGAAAUGAAAACCCUGCAUGAAAAGAAAAGAGCUGAACUGGAAGGCAUUACUUUUGAAGUUAAGAGGAGAGAGCAGAUACUGGAGAAGCAGAAACAUGAGUUGGAAGAGAAAAGUUGGAUUGUUGAAGAAAUAGAGAAAAAGAAAGAUGCACUUGAAAAGAUCAGUAUGGAAAUACUGAGGAAACAAGAAUAUAUUGGAAAAGAAAUGGACAAUUUAAGGCAAGAGAAGCAAGAGCUGGAGCUCUCUAUAAGUGAACUACAGAGACAGAGAGGUGAUGUUGAAUCUUCAAUACAUGCUUUGGUCAUGAAGAAGGAUCAAUUAGAAGAUGAACAAGCCAAAAUCAAUCAACAAAGGCAAGAAGUGAGUGCUGCCAUGAAGGCUUAUGAUGUGGAACUGAAAAAUCUAGGAAAAGUAAGGAAUGAACUAGAAAACGAGAGGGCUAAACUUGAUGAAAAGCUCCAUGAUGCAACAAAAUUGGAGGAGAAACUACAGGAUAUGAAGAGUAAACUAAACAAAGAAAAAGAGCAAAUGGAAGAAAUGAAGCAGAUGGUCAGCACAGAGAGACAUCUGAUUGAACAAGAGACUGCUGAGCUUCAGAAGAAGAAGGAACUGGAAAGAAAGGAAACUGAAAUGGAACAUGAGCAGAAGAAAAUGAGUGAUGGCAGUAAGAUGAUUGAACAGGAAAGAAAAGACUUGCAAAAGAUGAGGUCUGACAUGAUGACAGAAAGAAAGCAAAUGGAAGACAUGAGAGAAGAAAUCAAACUAGAGAGAUCAGCACUUGACCAGAAAAUACAAGAGAUUGAUCUAGAAAAGGUUCAAAUUGAAAAUGACAAAGAAAUAGUUCAGAAGUUAAUGGACAAAGUAGAAGAUCAGAGACGUUAUAUUAAACUCCAGAGAGAAGAACUUGACCUUGAAAAACAAAAGAUCACUGAUGAAAAUUGUAUUCUAGCUGAAAGUAAGACAGAGCUGCAAAAAGAAAGCGAACAAAUCAAAUGCAUGGAGGAGGAAAUAAAGAAGGAGAGAGAAACACUGAAGGAAUUGGAAGCUCAUCUACAAAAGGAAAAGGAAGACAUUGAGACUGUCACUGAAGAAACAAAGAUAAAGCAAGAGGAUCUGGAAAAAAUGAAUACAGAAAUAAUUAAACAAAAACAUGAGUUGAAGAACAGCAGAGACCUUCUAGAACAAGAAAGAGAAGAAAUAAACCACAAAUGGACACAGUUGCAACAGAGAAUUGAUGCAUUUGAUGCUCAGGUCAGCAAACAGAAGGAAGAAUAUCUAACAGAACAAAAGGAAAUAGAAGAAGAAAGAAAAGGUCUAGAGGAGACCAAAGUCAAGAUCCUAGAGUUGAAAACUAAAGCUGAGCAGGAACAUCAAGACAUGAGCCUAAAAAUGAAGGAGUUGAAGACACUGCAAGAACAUAUUAAGAAAGAACAAGAGAAAGAAGAUGAAAUGAGAAUAAAAGAAAACAUGGUGAGAGAAGAACUUGAUCAGAUAAAGAUUGAACUAGAAAGAAAGAAAACUAAAAUAGAUCACGAGCAGAAGAAAAUGGAUGAUGACAGCAAGAUGAUUGAACGGGAACGAAAAGACCUGCAAAAGAUAAGAUCUGACAUGAUGACAGAAAGAAAGCAAAUGGAAGACACGAGAGAAGAAAUCAAACUAGAGAGAUCAGCACUUGACCAGAAAAUACAAGAGAUUGAUCUAGAAAAGAUUAAAAUUGAAAAUGACAAAGAAAUAGUUCAGAAGUUAAUGGAUAAAGUAGAAGAUCAGAGACAUUAUAUUAAACUCCAGAGAGAAGAACUUGACCUUGAAAGACAAAAGAUCACUGAUGAAAAAUGUAUUCUAGCUGAAAGUAAGACAGAGCUGCAAAAAGAAAGCGAACAAAUCAAAUGCAUGGAGGAGGAAAUAAAGAAGGAGAGAGAAACACUGAAGGAAUUGGAAGCUCAUCUACAAAAGGAAAAGGAAGAUGUUGAGAGUGUGACUGAAGAGACAAAUAGAAAGCAAGUGGAUCUUGAAAAAAUGAAUACAGAAAUAAUUGAACAAAAACAAGAGUUGAAGAACAGCAGAGACCUUCUAGAACAAGAAAGAGAAGAAAUAAACCACAAAUGGACACAGUUGCAACAGAGAAUUGAUGCAUUUGAUGCUCAGGUCAGCAAACAGAAGGAAGAAUAUCUAACAGAACAAUAUGAAAUAGAAAAAGAAAGAAAAGGUCUAGAAGAAACCAAAGUCAAGAUCAUAGAGUUGAAAACUAAAGCUGAGCAGGAACAUCAAGACAUGGGCCUAAAAAUGCAAGAGUUGAAGACACUGCAAGGACAAAUUAAGAAAGAACAAGAGAAAGAAGAAGAAAUGAGAGUAAAAGAAAACAUGGUGAGAGAAGAACUUGAUCAGAUAAAGAUUGAACUAGAAAGAGAGAAAACUAAAAUAGAUCACGAGCAGAAGAAAAUGGAUGAUGACAGCAAGAUGAUUGAACGGGAAAGAAAAGACCUGCAAAAGAUAAGAUCUGACAUGAUGACAGAAAGAAAGCAAAUGGAAGACAUGAAAGAAGAAAUCAAACUAGAGAGAUCAGCACUUGACCAGAAAAUACAAGAGAUUGAUCUAGAAAAGAUUAAAAUUGAAAAUGACAAAGAAAUAGUUCAGAAGUUAAUGGAUAAAGUAGAAGAUCAGAGACUUUAUAUUAAACUCCAGAGAGAAGAACUUGACCUUGAAAAACAAAAGAUCACUGAUGAAAAAUGUAUUCUAGCUGAAAGUAAGACAGAGCUGCAAAAAGACAGCGAACAAAUCAAAUGCAUGGAGGAGGAAAUAAAGAAGGAGAGAGAAACACUGAAGGAAUUGGAAGAUCAUCUACAAAAGGAAAAGGAAGAUGUUGAGAGUGUGACUGAAGAGACAAAUAGAAAGCAAGUGGAUCUUGAAAAAAUGAAUACAGAAAUAAUUGAACAAAAACAAGGGUUGAAGAACAGCAGAGACCUUCUAGAACAAGAAAGAGAAGAAAUAAACCACAAAUGGGCACAGUUACAACAGAGAAUUGAUGCAUUUGAUGCUCAGGUCAGCAAACAGAAGGAAGAAUAUCUAACAGAACAAAAGGAAAUAGAAGAAGAAAGAAAAGGUCUAGAGGAGACCAAAGUCAAGAUCCUGGAGCUGAAAACUAAAGCUGAGCAGGAACAUCAAGACAUGAGCCUAAAAAUGAAGGAGUUGAACACACUGCAAGAACAUAUUAAGAAAGAACAAGAGAAAGAAGAUGAAAUGAGAAUAAAAGAAAACAUGGUGAGAGAAGAACUUGAUCAGAUAAAGAGCGAACUAGAAAGAGAGAAAACUAAAAUAGAUCACGAGCAGAAGAAAAUGGAUGAUGACGGCAAGAUGAUUGAACGGGAAAGAAAAGACCUGCAAAAGAUAAGAUCUCACAUGAUAAAAGAAAGAAAGCAAAUGGAAGACAUGAAAGAAGAAAUCAAACUAGAGAGAUCAGCACUUGACCAGAAAAUACAAGAGAUUGAUCUAGAAAAGGUUCAAACUGAAAAUGACAAAGAAAUAGUUCAGAAGUUAAUGGACAAAGUAGAAGAUCAGAGAUGUUAUAUUAAACUCCAGAGAGAAGAACUUGACCUUGAAAGACAAAAGAUCACUGAUGAAAAAUGUAUUCUAGCUGAAAGUAAGACAGAGCUGCAAAAAGAAAGCGAACAAAUCAAAUGCAUGGAGGAGGAAAUAAAGAAGGAGAGAGAAACACUGAAGGAAUUGGAAGCUCAUCUACAAAAGGAAAAGGAAGAUGUUGAGAGUGUGACUGAAGAGACAAAUAGAAAGCAAGUGGAUCUUGAAAAAAUGAAUACAGAAAUAAUUGAACAAAAACAAGAGUUGAAGAACAGCAGAGACCUUCUAGAACAAGAAAGAGAAGAAAUAAACCACAAAUGGACACAGUUGCAACAGAGAAUUGAUGCAUUUGAUGCUCAGGUCAGCAAACAGAAGGAAGAAUAUCUAACAGAACAAUAUGAAAUAGAAAAAGAAAGAAAAGGUCUAGAAGAAACCAAAGUCAAGAUCAUAGAGUUGAAAACUAAAGCUGAGCAGGAACAUCAAGACAUGGGCCUAAAAAUGCAAGAGUUGAAGACACUGCAAGGACAAAUUAAGAAAGAACAAGAGAAAGAAGAAGAAAUGAGAGUAAAAGAAAACAUGGUGAGAGAAGAACUUGAUCAGAUAAAGAUUGAACUAGAAAGAGAGAAAACUAAAAUAGAUCACGAGCAGAAGAAAAUGGAUGAUGACAGCAAGAUGAUUGAACGGGAAAGAAAAGACCUGCAAAAGAUAAGAUCUGACAUGAUGACAGAAAGAAAGCAAAUGGAAGACAUGAAAGAAGAAAUCAAACUAGAGAGAUCAGCACUUGACCAGAAAAUACAAGAGAUUGAUCUAGAAAAGAUUAAAAUUGAAAAUGACAAAGAAAUAGUUCAGAAGUUAAUGGAUAAAGUAGAAGAUCAGAGACUUUAUAUUAAACUCCAGAGAGAAGAACUUGACCUUGAAAGACAAAAGAUCACUGAUGAAAAAUGUAUUCUAGCUGAAAGUAAGACAGAGCUGCAAAAAGAAAGCGAACAAAUCAAAUGCAUGGAGGAGGAAAUAAAGAAGGAGAGAGAAACACUGAAGGAAUUGGAAGAUCAUCUACAAAAGGAAAAGGAAGAUGUUGAGAGUGUGACUGAAGAGACAAAUAGAAAGCAAGUGGAUCUUGAAAAAAUGAAUACAGAAAUAAUUGAACAAAAACAAGGGUUGAAGAACAGCAGAGACCUUCUAGAACAAGAAAGAGAAGAAAUAAACCACAAAUGGGCACAGUUACAACAGAGAAUUGAUGCAUUUGAUGCUCAGGUCAGCAAACAGAAGGAAGAAUAUCUAACAGAACAAAAGGAAAUAGAAGAAGAAAGAAAAGGUCUAGAGGAGACCAAAGUCAAGAUCCUGGAGCUGAAAACUAAAGCUGAGCAGGAACAUCAAGACAUGAGCCUAAAAAUGAAGGAGUUGAACACACUGCAAGAACAUAUUAAGAAAGAACAAGAGAAAGAAGAUGAAAUGAGAAUAAAAGAAAACAUGGUGAGAGAAGAACUUGAUCAGAUAAAGAGCGAACUAGAAAGAGAGAAAACUAAAAUAGAUCACGAGCAGAAGAAAAUGGAUGAUGACGGCAAGAUGAUUGAACGGGAAAGAAAAGACCUGCAAAAGAUAAGAUCUCACAUGAUAAAAGAAAGAAAGCAAAUGGAAGACAUGAAAGAAGAAAUCAAACUAGAGAGAUCAGCACUUGACCAGAAAAUACAAGAGAUUGAUCUAGAAAAGAUUAAAAUUGAAAAUGACAAAGAAAUAGUUCAGAAGUUAAUGGAUAAAGUAGAAGAUCAGAGACAUUAUAUUAAACUCCAGAGAGAAGAACUUGACCUUGAUAAACAAAAGAUCACUGAUGAAAAAUGUAUUCUAGCUGAAAGUAAGACAGAGCUGCAAAAAGAAAGCGAACAAAUCAAAUGCAUGGAGGAGGAAAUAAAGAAGGAGAGAGAAACACUGAAGGAAUUGGAAGCUCAUCUACAAAAGGAAAAGGAAGACAUUGAGACUGUCACUGAGGAAACAAAGAAAAAGCAAGAGGAUCUGGAAAAAAUGAAUACAGAAAUAAUUAAACAAAAACAUGACUUGAAGAACAGCAGAGACCUUCUAGAACAAGAAAGAGAAGAAAUAAACCACAAAUGGACACAGUUACAACAGAGAAUUGAUGCAUUUGAUGCUCAGGUCAGCAAACAGAAGGAAGAAUAUCUAACAGAACAAAAGGAAAUAGAAGAAGAAAGAAAAGGUCUAGAAGAGACCAAAGUCAAGAUCCUAGAGUUGAAAACUAAAGCUGAGCAGGAACAUCAAGACAUGAGCCUAAAAAUGAAGGAGUUGAACACACUUCAAGAACAUAUUAAGAAAGAACAAGAGAAAGCAGAAGAAAUGAGAAUAAAAGAAAACAUGGUGAGAGAAGAGCUUGAUCAGAUAAAGAUUGAACUAGAAAGAGAGAAAACUAAAAUAGAUCACGAGCAGAAGAAAAUGGAUGAUGACAGCAAGCUGAUUGAACGGGAAAGAAAAGACCUUCAAAAGAUAAGAUCUGACAUGAUGACAGAAAGAAAGCAAAUGGAAGACACGAGAGAAGAAAUCAAACUAGAGAGAUCAGCACUUGACCAGAAAAUACAAGAGAUUGAUCUAGAAAAGAUUAAAAUUGAAAAUGACAAAGAAAUAGUUCAGAAGUUAAUGGAUAAAGUAGAAGAUCAGAGACAUUAUAUUAAACUCCAGAGAGAAGAACUUGACCUUGAAAGACAAAAGAUCACUGAUGAAAAAUGUAUUCUAGCUGAAAGUAAGACAGAGCUGCAAAAAGAAAGCGAACAAAUCAAAUGCAUGGAGGAGGAAAUAAAGAAGGAGAGAGAAACACUGAAGGAAUUGGAAGCUCAUCUACAAAAGGAAAAGGAAGAUGUUGAGAGUGUGACUGAAGAGACAAAUAGAAAGCAAGUGGAUCUUGAAAAAAUGAAUACAGAAAUAAUUGAACAAAAACAAGAGUUGAAGAACAGCAGAGACCUUCUAGAACAAGAAAGAGAAGAAAUAAACCACAAAUGGGCACAGUUACAACAGAGAAUUGAUGCAUUUGAUGCUCAGGUCAGCAAACAGAAGGAAGAAUAUCUAACAGAACAAAAGGAAAUAGAAGAAGAAAGAAAAGGUCUAGAGGAGACCAAAGUCAAGAUCCUAGAGUUGAAAACUAAAGCUGAGCAGGAACAUCAAGACAUGGGCCUAAAAAUGCAGGAGUUGAAGACACUGCAAGAACAUAUUAAGAAAGAACAAGAGAAAGCAGAAGAAAUGAGAAUAAAAGAAAACAUGGUGAGAGAAGAGCUUGAUCAGAUAAAGAUUGAACUAGAAAGAGAGAAAACUAAAAUAGAUGACGAGCAGAAGAAAAUGGAUGAUGACAGCAAGCUGAUUGAACGGGAACGAAAAGACCUGCAAAAGAUAAGAUCUGACAUGAUGACAGAAAGAAAGCAAAUGGAAGACACGAGAGAAGAAAUCAAACUAGAGAGAUCAGCACUUGACCAGAAAAUACAAGAGAUUGAUCUAGAAAAGAUUAAAAUUGAAAAUGACAAAGAAAUAGUUCAGAAGUUAAUGGAUAAAGUAGAAGAUCAGAGACAUUAUAUUAAACUCCAGAGAGAAGAACUUGACCUUGAAAGACAAAAGAUCACUGAUGAAAAAUGUAUUCUAGCUGAAAGUAAGACAGAGCUGCAAAAAGAAAGCGAACAAAUCAAAUGCAUGGAGGAGGAAAUAAAGAAGGAGAGAGAAACACUAAAGGAAAUGGAAGCUCAUCUACAAAAGGAAAAGGAAGACAUUGAGACUGUCACUGAGGAAACAAAGAUAAAGCAAGAGGAUCUGGAAAAAAUGAAUACAGAAAUAAUUAAACAAAAACAGGAGUUGAAGAACAGCAGAGACCUUCUAGAACAAGAAAGAGAAGAAAUAAACCACAAAUGGACACAGUUGCAACAGAGAAUUGAUGCAUUUGAUGCUCAGGUCAGCAAACAGAAGGAAGAAUAUCUAACAGAACAAAAGGAAAUAGAAGAAGAAAGAAAAGGUCUAGCAGAAACCAAAGUCAAGAUCCUAGAGUUGAAAACUAAAGCUGAGCAGGAACAUCAAGACAUGAGUCUAAAAAUGCAAGAGUUGAACACACUGCAAGAACAUAUUAAGAAAAAGCAAGAGAAAGAAGAAGAAAUGAGAAUAAAAGAAAACAUGGUGAGAGAAGAACUUGAUCAGAUAAAGAGCGAACUAGAAAGAGAGAAAACUAAAAUAGAUUACGAGCAGAAGAAAAUGGAUGAUGACAGCAAGAUGAUUGAACGGGAAAGAAAAGACCUGCAAAAGAUAAGAUCUGACAUGAUGACAGAAAGAAAGCAAAUGGAAGACACGAGAGAAGAAAUCAAACUAGAGAGAUCAGCACUUGACCAGAAAAUACAAGAGAUUGAUCUAGAAAAGAUUCAAAUUGAAAAUGACAAAGAAAUAGUUCAGAAGUUAAUGGACAAAGUAGAAGAUCAGAGAUGUUAUAUUAAACUCCAGAGAGAAGAACUUGACCUUGAAAAACAAAAGAUCACUGAUGAAAAAUGUAUUCUAGCUGAAAGUAAGACAGAGCUGCAAAAAGAAAGCGAACAAAUCAAAUGCAUGAAGGAGGAAAUAAAGAAGGAGAGAGAAACACUGAAGGAAUUUGAAGCUCAUCUACAAAAGGAAAAGGAAGACAUUGAGACUGUCACUGAAGAAACAAAGAUAAAGCAAGAGGAUCUGGAAAAAAUGAAUACAGAAAUAAUUAAACAAAAACAUGAGUUGAAGAACAGCAGAGACCUUCUAGAACAAGAAAGAGAAGAAAUAAACCACAAAUGGACACAGUUACAACAGAGAAUUGAUGCAUUUGAUGCUCAGGUCAGCAAACAGAAGGAAGAAUAUCUAACAGAACAAAAGGAAAUAGAAGAAGAAAGAAAAGGUCUAGAAGAGACCAAAGUCAAGAUCCUGGAGCUGAACACUAAAGCUGAGCAGGAACAUCAAGACAUGAGCCUAAAAAUGCAGGAGUUGAAGACACUGCAAGAACAUAUUAAGAAAGAACAAGAGAAAGAAGAAGAAAUGAGAGUAAAAGAAAAGAUGGUGAGAGUAGAACUUGAUCAGAUAAAGAGUGAACUAGAAAGAGAGAAAACUAAAAUAGAUUACGAGCAGAAGAAAAUGAAUGAUGACAGAAAGUUCAUUGAACAGAAAAGAAAUGACAUGGAGAAGAUGUGGUCGGAAAUAUUGUUGCAAAGAAAGCAAAUAGAAGAAGACAGAUCAGAACUUGAACACAAAAUAAAACAGACUGAACUAGAAAAAUCUAAUAUAGAGAAAAGCAAAGAAAUUGUACAGAAAUUAUUGGAUGAGGAGGAUGAACAGAGAAAUUAUAUUAAACUUCAUAAAGAAGAAAUUGAACUUGAGAGACAAAAGAUCAAUAAUGAAAAAGACUUUCUGGCACAACUAAAGAGUGAACAGCAAAAAGAAAGUAAACGAAUACGAUACAUGGAAGAGGAAAUGAAUAAGGAGAGAGACACACUGAAAAAAAAGGAAGCUCAUCUACAAAAGGAAAAGGAAGAAAUUAAGAGUGUCAUUGAAGAAACAAACAGACGAAAAGAAGAUCUGGAAAGGAUGAACACAAACAUAAAUAAACAAAAACAAGAGUUGAACGACUUCAGAGACAUUCUGGAAAGAGAAAGAGAAGAGAUAAAUCAUAAAUGGACAGAAUUACAACAGAGAAUUGAUGAAUAUGAACAGUCAAAGAAAAAUGUCACAUUUCAGUCCAAGGCUGAAAUCAAGAGACAGACUGAUGAAACAGACAUCAUGAAAGAGCAGACACACCAGUUAGAAAAAGAGAAAGAUGUGUCUGAAACAUUAAAAGAAGAACUUCUAUCUGGACAGCUUCUUCAACAGAAGAGAGAAGAAAUGGCCUCUCAAGGAAAACAGAUAGAUGAAGCCAACAGACUCUUGUUUGAGAUUCAAAGGGAAAAGGAAGCACUUGAAAGAAGCAAGAAAAUCCUUGAACAUCAGAGAGAGGCACUGGAUGAGAUGAAGAGAAAACAACCAACACAGAGGCUGGAAUUAAUUUUGGUUAGUUCUGCUACACAAACAUCUAAACUAGAUGACAUACCCGUAGGUGACAUUCCAGCCCCUCGGGAACAGAUUGUUGAGGAACACACAGGCAUUCAUAAGGAAUAUACAACUUUCAUGCCAAAAUGGACGGAAGAUGAAUUAGAAAGAAUGAGAGAUCAGGAGGACACAGAGCUCAAAAUGAGAAGUGAGGAAACCAAAAUGGACUCGAGGCAAGAAGACACUGCACUGACAUCGGAAUAUAAAGAUAUACCUGAUACAUCCAUGACAGUAAAGUUGGAGUUCAAUAAAGAUGAAGCCGAUGGCCUUGCUGAAAUGUUGAUGACUGAGAAGAGGGAACUAGAAAAGACAAGACUUCUUUUACAGAGAGACCAGAAAGAGAUUGAGACAAUGAGACAAAACACUGACAGAGAGAGGAGGAAUCUGGAGAAAUAUAAAGCCACUCUUGAAAAACAAUAUGAAGAGUUGGAGUUAUGUAGACAGAAUAUGGACAAUGAAAGAUCUGAGUUAGAAAUGACUCAAGAUCAAAUUAAGAUGGACAUGGAAAACAUUCAAAUGGAGAUCAGGAACAAACAGGAGAAAAUAGAAAACAUGGAAGUUCAACUUCAAGAAAAGAGAAGAGAAAUGGAUACCAUCUCUGUUGAGAUGAAACAGAGAAAAGAGGAGUUGGACUUCCUAAAUUCAGAGAUAAAACAAAAGAGACAAGAGAUGGUGGACACCAAAGAAAUGGAGGGACAUGAGUUAACUGACAUCCUUCCAGAGAGAGAGGAGUCUACAAAAAGAUACCUGGAAGAAAUACAGAACCAAAAGGAGGCAUUACGGAAGGAGAGGGAUGAGGUUGAAAAAAUAAUCACUGGGCUGCAGAAGGAGCAAAUGGAAAUGGAAAUGCGUCAGGCAAUGCUGAACUCAGAAAGAAAUGAACUGAAUAGAAUGAGAGUCGAUCUGGAGACACAAAAAGAGGAGUUUAGGCUUAUGCAACAAAACAUAGAGACAGAAAGAGAAAAGCUGGAAUCUAGGUUGAGGAGAGCAGAGGACAUAGAGAGACUUUCAGAUGAUGUACUGAGACAAAAGGAAAGGGUAGAUGAAAUGGCAGCUCAACUUUUCAAAGAACAGGAAGAGUUUAAAAUUAUUAUGACUGAGGCAAAUAAAUGGAUAAACAAGACUAAACAGAUUGAGGAGGAAAUUAAAACAAAGCAAGAAGAAAUGGAGCACAAUGAAGAACUGAGACAAAAAGAGCUUCAUCAAAGGAGAACAGAAUUUGAAAAAAUGAAGACUGAAAUUGACAAUGAAAGAGAAGAAAUUCAGAAGAUACGAAAGGAAUGUGUGAGAGAAAAACAUGAACUGGAGCAAAUAAAAACAGAUUUGCAGAAAGAAGAACCACAGAAAACCAAUGCAGAAGUGCAAUAUGAUGAAACACACAGUGUUAUGCACACGUUGAAAGAAGAGAAAGAUGAAAUAGCAAGGAUGAAAGCUGACCUCCAGAAUGAGCAGAGGGAAAUCGAAAACAUGUUGGACAUUAUAAAAAGAGAGAAGGGUAAGCUAGAAAAGAAGAAAGCUGAAAUGCAUCAGAUGGCUGCAGAAAUAAGGGACACGGACAGGGAUAAUAACUUACAAGAUGAAAUUAUCCAGAUUGAAGCAAUCCUCAUUGAAACAAAGAGACAAAAGAAUGAACUGGAACAGAUGAAUGACAAUUUGAACAGGGAAAAAUCAGAACUUAAAAAUACUUGUCAGCUCCUAGAAAAAGAAAAGAGAGAAGCAGAAGCUAGAUUACAGGACAUGAUGAAUGAACUGAAUAAUAAGGUUAAGGAAUUAGAAAAUGUACAGAAGUUCAAAACAGAGGAGAGAGAGGCAGAGAAGAAAAUUCUGGAGAAAUUUAAGGAUGAAAUGGCUAAAGAACGUGAAAAAAUCAAAAAGGAAAAUGAAGAUUUAAGAAUGAGAAGAGACGAGCUGCUGCACAUGAAAGAUGAAAUUCAAAAGCAGACAAAAGACCUAGAAGAUAUGAUGAACAUAGUGACAAUGGAGAAGAGUGAGCUAGAACAAGAGAGGUGUGAAAUAAACAAACAAAAACUGGAAGACAUUGGGAAAGCUGCAGAAAUAACGUGGGUUGAGACACAGGUAGCCGCUGAAAGGUCCAGACAAGAUGACGAGGACAUACAAAUCUUAAAAACUGAGAUAAAAAGGAUAUCGCAUCUGAAUGAUCAAUUACUGAAAGAGAAAGAGGAUGUUGAAACCACCAAAGAGAAAAUUAAUAGAAAGAUGGAACAUAUUGAAAAGAUGCAAACCCAAUUAAAUGAUCAAAAAGAAGAGAUCAAGCUUGAAAAACAAAAAUUAGAAGAUAUAAGGACUGAGAUUCAAGAUGAGACAAAUGCUCAAAAGAAAAUUAUAAAGGACUUACAAAAAGAGAAGGAAAGUCUAAAUGCUUUAGUUAUUCAACAACAAAAAGAAAGAGAAGAUAUGGAUAAACUAGCAGAAGAGAACAAAAGAAGAGAGAAGCAUGCCGAGGUUGAGAUACAAAGACAAUUAGAAGAUGUAGAAAAUGUCAAGGUGAUGUUGGCAAAAGAAAGGAACCAAAUUGAACAGAUGAAUGCAGAAAUACAGACUAAACAUGAAGAGCCAGAGGAAAUAAUCAGAAAACAGCAAGAGGAGAUUGCAAUCAAAGAGAAUGACAUGCAAAGAGAAAGAAAGGCUUUGGAGAAAAUGAAUGUUGAGCUCGAAAGGAAAACCACUGAAAUGGAAAAUAAGAGAGAGAAAGUAACUCUCUUGGAAGCCGAUAUACAGAAACAGAAAACCAAAGUAGAAGAGCUAAGGAACCUGUCAGAAAGUGAGAGGAGUGAACUUGAAAGAGAGAAAGCAGAAGUAAAACAAGAAAAGCAAGAGAUUGAAAACAUUCAAACAACCAUCAAGAGAGAUUUGGAAGACCUAGAGCAAUUGAGAAAUAAAUAUGAGGAAGAGAAGAAAGACAUGCUGGACAGACUGUUAACAGAAAAACAUGAAAUGGAUCAAUUAAAAACUGAGUUACAGUUGGAGAAGAAGAACAUUGAAGAGGAAAAGAAAAAGCUAAAGCAGCUGAUGACCGAAACUGAAAAUAAAAGAUCUCUACUGGACAGCAACAUUGUGCAAAUUAACAUGGACAAACUAAAUAUUCAAAAAGAAAAAGACUCACUGGAGGAGAUUAAGGCAGAUUUACAAAGAAAGUCUGAAAAGUUUAAUGAGGAAAUCAUUACAUCUCAAAUCAGUGAAGACCAAGAGAACAUUCCAAAGAGACUCGAUGACAUGAGAAGAAAUGAAGAAGAGCUCAGUACUAUGCGUGCUGACAUCGAAAGGAAGACAAAGCUUCUGCAAUCAGAUCUACUGCUACUUCAGACACAAAAAGAGAACUUAGAAAAGAGCAAAGCAGAGAAUGAAACUCUAAGAGAAGAUCUUGAAAAACAAAAAGAAAAGAAUGACUUAACAACGCAAGAACUGCACAAAGAGAGGCUGGCCUUGGAGCAGAAGAUUACUGAUAUGACACAGCUAAGAGACACAGUGGAAGGCACACAAAAUGAAAUACAACUUAAAGAACUGGAUCUGAAAAACAAAGAAAGAGAACUUGAAAUGCAAAGAAAAGAUGUAGAUAACCUAAGAAACAUUGUGAUGGCUGAGAAAAUGCAGCUGGAAAAGAGUCAAAAUGUUAUGAAUCAACAGCAGCAGGAGGUCGAUGACUUGAUGAAUGAAAACAGAAAAAUUAGAAAUAAUUUAGAGAACAUGAAAACUCAUCUGGAAAAAGAGAGACAACAACUACAAGAAAACAUCAAAAGAUUUGAAGAUCAGAAGGAUGCCUCUGAUCAAAUCAAAGUUGAUGCAAAGCAACAGACCGAUGAGCUUGAGAAAAUCACAGCAGAUACAACAAGGGAUAAGGAACCUCUUGGAAAGGAAAGAGAGGAGACUGAUGCUCUGAAGAAAGAAAUCCAGAGAAAGAAAGAUGAACUGCAAAGCUUACAUUUUGAGAUUGAAAGCUCCAAGCAAGAAAUGGCAGAAAAAAGAGAUCAGUUUGAAAAAGAGAUGGAAAAUUUAAUGCAGAAAAGAGCAGAUUUACUGACAGAAACUGAUCAGCAAGCCAAUACCAAAAUAAAGAAGAAAGAUGUAAAAACAGCAGUGGAGAGUGAAACACAGAUCCAAGCUGCUUUACAAACGGUCGGGGAGGACACUGAAGAAGAAAAGACAGAUGCUGAAUUGCAGGUUGUUCUCCAGAAACAGAAGGAUGAACUCGAAGAACUGAGGAACGCAAUUGAGGUGGAAAAAAAUCAGAUCGAAAAGAAAAAGCUCACAUUAGAUCAACAGCAGCAGGAAUUAGAAGACAUCAUGGCGGUCAUCAAACGAGAGAGAGAUGUGCUUCAGAAAGAGAAGUCUGAACUUGAUGAACACAGACAUAUCCUCAAUAAAAAUAUCCAGACAAAACAAGAAGAGCUUGUAAAGCUUAAUAAUGACAUUCAAAGGGACAAAAUGGAGAUCGAAAACAGCAAAAAGAUAACUGAGAGUGAAAAAUAUUGCAUCGAAAAGGAGAGAGCUGAUUUAAACAGACUGAAGAAAGAGGCUGAAGUCAGCAAACAAAGCAUACAACACGAGAGAACUUUGCUGCAACAAGAUAAAGACAUGAUACAGAAAGAAAAAGAGGACUUGGAAGGCAUUAUAGAAGAAAAGACAAGAACAAUGGAGGAACUGCAAGAGCAAAUAAGCAGACAAUUAUCUGAACUGGAGAUGUUAAACAUGAAGAUUGAAAUAAAGAGACAGGAAGUGGAAAUGCAUCACUUACCAGAAGAGAUGAAAACAAAAGAUCACUCAAAAAGGGAUGCUGAUGUCCUAAGAGAGGAAGUAGAAGUAAAAAAACUAAAAACAGAUGAACUUGAGAUAUUUCAAACGAAGACCACCUCAGUAGAUGCUGAAACACAAACACCUUUGUAUGACUUUAAGAAAACAGAUGAUAGCAGACAAAAGGAUUUAGAAGAUGGAACAGCUGCAACAGAGAAAAAAACCACCGAUACAAAGUCAAAAGACACGCACACAUCUGAAGUGCAAGAAAUAACAGAUUCUUUAAACAAAGAAAUUGAAGAUUUGGAGAGAAUGAAGAUGAUGAUGAAAAAAGAGAGACAUGAACUUGAACAAGCAAAAAAAGACUUUGAGAGAAAUAUGAAGGAAGUCAUGAAGGAGAAGUCAAGAAAUGAAGAAAAACUGCUACGACUUACACAAGACAAGGAGGAUAUAUCAAACAACCUUGAGAAGAAAAACAAGGAAUUAGAGAACAUCACAGAAGCAUUCAUGAGAAAGUUGGAACAACUGGAAAAGACCAUAGCAUCACUGAAAGAAGAGAAGGAAAGCAUAGAAAAUGAGUUGCUUCUACAAAAGCUAAAUGAACAGGAGACACUAAAAAUCGAGGGAAAAACAGAUGAUGCUUCCACUGGAAGUGACAGGGAUGCUGAGGAAGUCACAUACAAACCAGCACUGGAACAAGUACCAUUCACUAAAGAGGAGAAGAAGACAGACAGAGACAGCAGUCUGGAACUGACUGAGAUUCAUUGGGCCAAAAUAGGUGGAGAAACAGAAGCAAAAACCUCCAAAACUGAUGCCGAAAAAGAAGUUCUUCAGCUAAUGUAUGACGCAGCCCUAGAAGGAGAUGAGCUCAACAUCAUGACAGCUGAGUUACAGAGACAACAUGACGAAAUGGAGAACAAAAUGAAGAUCAUACAAGCUGGCCUUCUUGAGAUGGAGAAGGCAAAGGAACACCUGCAUAAAUUGAGGGAUGAAUGUAAAACCGCUGAAGAAGAAAAGUCAGUGAUCAUGGAGAGUCUCGAGAGGAUGAGGAACAGCCUGGAGAAGGUUCAAGCUGAGGUACUGAGACUUACCAAGGAGAUUGAGAAUCUCACACAAAGCUACGAAUACAAAAGAAGAGAACUGCAACAAAUUGAGACUGACAUACAAAGACUGACAAGGACUGUGAAGACUCAACAUGAAACUAAUAUUAAGAGUGAACAAGAAGACCAAGAAGCAACAGUGUCUACAAAAUCCGUUCAAGAACAUACGGAGGAUGUUAAGCAGAAGAGAACUCAAGAGACACAAACUGAAGACCAGGAAAGAGAUGCUCUACCACAGUAUAAAGAGACAGGUGCAAUAAAAAGGAGAAUACAGGAAAUAAAAGAUGAACUAAACAUCAGAUUACAAGACAUACAGAGGAAGGAACUGGAAAGACUCGGAAUGCAAAGAGAAAAAAUCGAGUUGGAGCUACGGAAAGCUGAAAUGGAAAGAUACAAUGAAGCCCUCCAGCAUGAGAGAGAAACUGACAGACUCAAGCUCAUAGAAAAAGAAAAGGAAAUACUUCUGUUAAGGGAGUGUAUGCUGAUUGAGAUCAAUCGACUGAAGAGCGAAGAAGCAGAAACAAGUAGUCAGCACAUGGAGAUUAUGGAGCGCCUCAUUAGUGAUACAGCAUUAAGAGUGGACAGAUUCAGACGGGUUACGGACAGAGCCGUGCAAACGCUGAUGCUGGAAGGAGAGGGAGAGCAGUUUGGAGGAGCUCAAAUAGUGACGACUGAACAGAUGGAAAGUGCUAGUGGAAGGAUGGAGGUUUCUAUGCAUGUCCUGAGUGAAGACAGGGAGGAAGCAGCGAGAAGAGAAUCCGAGAGAGGGGGCUUAGUUGGGCCAACUUCACGAAGAUUGCGGCUACUGCACUGGUUCAGACGGUGCUGCUGUCCCAGAAACACUGUGGAGGAAACUGAGGACAUUUCAUAAACACAGGUUUUGUUCAUUUAGAAGUACACUGUCAGAAGGAAUUUGACAGAAACUGAGAAGCAUGUCCUAAACAAAUAAAAUCCAUGGAUUAUCAGUAUUUUUAUGAAUAUAUUUACAAGUAGAAUUCUGUGGGAGAACCCCUCACCCCGAAAUAAUUUUAGUAAUGUCUAUAAAAAAUAACAAAAAAUAACAAAAAAAUACAGGAUAACAAAACUAUUUAGUAAUAUAAUUACAGAUUAUUUAAAUAGCACCAAAUAUUUAAUGUUUAUCACAGUUUAUAUAGUUCAAUAAAUCAGUUUUGCAAUUUCAAAACACGACACAGAUGCUUGCGUAAGCCAGAAUGAAUCUUUCAUGAUUACAUACAGUACAUAUAUGCAUAUAACUCCUCAAAUAACUCAUUAGCGUAAUGUGUGUGCUAUGUGUGUGUAUGUGUGCAUCUUCGGGGCUGUUCUUUUUUUUUUCACUAAUGUGUCAUUAAAACAGAUCCUAAGAUUAUCUGUUUUGAUUUCUCAUGACAAAUUGAUAUAAUUAUCUUGUGUUUUGAGUUUGGGUUCUUGCACUUAAUCCUAAAUCUUUCCAGAAGGAACUUAAGUGUUGUGCACUGUUAAUUGGCAACUUUGGAAAUUUCUGCACAAUUAUCUGUGAAAAGCAAAGCUCACCUGUAAUGUUCAAAGGCAAUAUAUGCACAAUCCUUUGGGGAUGAGAAGAGUGCAGAUGAAUGUGAGAGGAUGGAUAUCCUAAUCGCACCAGCAUGAGUGCUUGAGGUCUUGUUUGUUGCAUGCACAUUCUUGCAGCUCUGCAUGACGGAAGUUUUGCAGAUGUGCCCUAUGUAACACAGAUGCACAGAAGCUGCUUUGAGUGAUGGAUUUCACAAGGAUCCACAGUAUGCCAAAGAGUGAACUACACUGGUAUGAUAAUUACAGAGGCCGUUGUAUCACCAACUGAACUUAACUUUUUUUUUUUUUUUUUUUUUACAGUCUAUGAUCUUAUCCCAUUUUAAAAAUGAUGCAAUGGAUUUUUAGAUGAUAAAACCAGCAGGUCUAUUUAGAGGAUCAAACACCCAUGAGUUCCAAACAAGUAUAUUCUAAUUUAAUAAGUAUAUCCCAGACUCAUGUAUACACACACACACACAAUGUAUUGUUUUUAAUGUAUUGAUUGAAUUUGUUUCACACACAAACAACAUAUUGUUCACAAUGUCUUGCAUUGGAAUGAAAUAAACAAAUCUUAUCCUAAAA
Molecule: messenger RNA, 39874 nt
Organism: Carassius gibelio (silver crucian carp)
Lineage: Eukaryota; Metazoa; Chordata; Actinopteri; Cypriniformes; Cyprinidae
Product: nuclear anchorage protein 1
Exons: 15
Coding region: 117-38639 (12840 amino acids)
Biological process (GO): regulation of apoptotic process
Source: RefSeq, a predicted model, not a curated record